AUGAAGGCGAUCCUGGUAUUCCUGACGAUCUCAUGCCUGGCCAUGUGCUCGGCGAACCCGUUGGAGAAGCUCGACAAGAUGAACACGCUCGAGCAACAAUCCACGACGGUCAAGGACCGUGCCAAGUACGAGGAGGAGCUCCUCCGUAAAUUGAACUCGAACUGUUCCCAAAACCAUCUGAGCAGUUGCGUGAUGCUGAAGCUGGUGACGAACAUGAACAAGUUUCUGAAGAAGGCGUCGAUAGAGCUGACGGACGACAUCGAGAUCAGAAAAACCAGCCAGGUGUCCGAGGAGAUGGUCACCUUCGAAGCUGGUCGAAGCAAAGACGACGAGUCCGAGGUCUUCGACCUUGUCGCCAAUAAGGUGUACGCGUUCAUCAAGUCUAGGAGCAUCAAAUGGAGGAUUCUUCCUGAAGACGACGUCGUUGUGUCCGCCUCCGAGGACGAGAACGGUUCCCUGAACCUCAGUGUGUCCAUUGAACGAGCUGACAAUGUUGCUGUGCAGGAUGGUCGUGGCAAGAAGAACAACAACAUGGGACCCCUGAUCGCUGCCGCAGUGCUGAAAAUCGGUCUGAUCGGUGGUCUUGCGUUCAAAGCAUUGGCGCUGCUGGUCGGCAAGGCGCUUCUACUUUCGAAGAUCGCGCUCCUGUUGGCUGGUAUAAUCGGCCUGAAGAAGCUGUUCUCCCAUCAGAAGCACGUCACGUACGAGGUGGUCGCUCAUCCGCAUCACAGUUCGAGCCACACUUUCAGCUCCGAUCACGGCCACGGGGACAGCUACUCGAGCGGUUGGGCGAGAAGCUUCCACGGCCAAGGGCCUGUCGCUGGUCAGACAGACGCCCACCAGAUGGCCUACUCGGCGCACGCCAAGUGA
This is a messenger RNA of Dufourea novaeangliae, 870 nucleotides long. RefSeq lists its product as uncharacterized. NCBI's taxonomy places the organism in Eukaryota, Metazoa, Arthropoda, Insecta, Hymenoptera, Halictidae. The record is from RefSeq and is a predicted model, not a curated record. The transcript has 2 exons. The coding region runs from base 1 to 870 and encodes 289 amino acids.